Salvelinus fontinalis (brook trout) is the source of this 3527-nucleotide messenger RNA. Its product is annotated as short transient receptor potential channel 7-like. The record is from RefSeq and is a predicted model, not a curated record. Gene Ontology annotation, cellular component: cation channel complex; membrane. The coding region runs from base 296 to 3235 and encodes 979 amino acids. The transcript is spliced from 12 exons. Gene Ontology annotation, biological process: manganese ion transport; regulation of cytosolic calcium ion concentration; calcium ion transmembrane transport. Gene Ontology annotation, molecular function: store-operated calcium channel activity; protein binding; inositol 1,4,5 trisphosphate binding. NCBI's taxonomy places the organism in Eukaryota, Metazoa, Chordata, Actinopteri, Salmoniformes, Salmonidae.
UAUGUCAAGCCUUUCAGAGAAGAGUUGAAGAAAACUGAAACCCCGUUUUGAUUAGGCUAUCACUGGUUGACAGACAAAAAGGUCCCAAUUGAAUUGGAUUACAGCCUACUCUAUAUUUAGGCGAAUAUCAAUUGCAGAGAGAGAGAGCGAGAGAGAGAGAUUUUCUCUGUCAAUUUAUUGCGACUGCUCAAGAGUGUUUUAUGGGUAACUAGUUGGUCAAUCUUUCUAUUCAGAACCACUAGAAGACUGUUGGAACUGGACGAGAGGUAAAGACACCUGGAGCCAUACACUCGUGAUGAGGGCAGCAGCGCUUUCCUCCCCACCUAAUAGAGACUGUCAUGAGAGCGCAUCUGAGCAGUGGGAGGUUGAUCCUCAACCAUUACCAUCCACUGUCGUCGAUGACACCCAGUUUUUUAAUCCCCCAAUUUUAACCCGAUGUAUGACUCUGCCAGAUGCUUUGUACAGACGACGACAGAAUCCGAGAGGAGAGUGGUAUGAUAACACGGUGUACAGUGACACCGACCAACAAAUCGUCUCGAUGAAUACACACGAGGACCACAACGGUGCAUAUCAGUCUCAAGUAAAAGAAAUCCCUUGGAAUUCAGAUGUCGGGUUGCACCAUUUCAACAGCCAGUGGGAUCAUUCUGAGUACGAUCACAGCAACUCACCUCAGAAAACAGUUGAGACCAUGCACCGUAGAAAAACGACUGUGCGAGAGAAGGGCCGUCGGCAGGCUAUCCGUGGGCCUGCUUACAUGUUCAGUGAGCGGGGCACCAGUCUCACUUCAGAGGAGGAGCGCUUUCUAGAUGCUGCUGAGUACGGGAACAUCCCAGUGGUGCGUAAGAUGCUGGAGGAGUCCAAGACCCUCAACGUCAACUGUGUGGACUACAUGGGCCAGAAUGCACUGCAGUUGGCCGUGGGUAAUGAGCACUUGGAGGUGACAGAGCUGCUGCUGAAGAAGGAGGGGCUGGCGCGUGUGGGUGAUGGUCUACUCUUUGCCAUCAGUAAGGGCUAUGUGCGCAUCGUAGAGGCUAUCCUGGCCCACCCUGCAUUCGGGGGUGGGCUGCGCCUAACCCUAAGCCCCCUGGAGCAGGAGCUAAGAGAUGAUGACUUUUAUGCUUACGAUGAAGACGGAACACGUUUUUCCCAUGACGUGACCCCGGUCAUCUUGGCUGCACACUGCCAGGAGUAUGAGAUAGUGCACACUCUGUUGAUGAAGGGAGCACGCAUCGAGAAACCCCAUGAUUACUUUUGUAAAUGUAAUGAGUGUCAUGACAAGCAAUGCCGUGACUCGUUCAGCCACUCCCGCUCCAGGAUGAAUGCCUAUAAAGGGUUAGCCAGCGCUGCCUACCUGUCCCUGUCUAGUGAGGACCCUGUAUUCACAGCUCUGGAGCUCAGCAACGAGCUGGCUCGCCUCGCCAACAUCGAGACUGAGUUCAAGAAUGACUACAGAAAGCUGUCCAUGCAGUGUAAAGACUUUGUGGUGGGAGUGCUUGACUUAUGCAGAGACACGGAGGAGGUGGAGGCCAUUUUGAAUGGGGAUGUGGACCAAGCUCUGCCCGGUGAUCACAGUCGACCCUGCCUCAUCCGGGUCAAACUGGCCAUUAAGUACGAGGUCAAAAAGUUUGUGGCCCAUCCUAACUGCCAGCAGCAGCUUCUGACCCUGUGGUAUGAGAACCUAGCUGGACUUAGGCAGCAGUCUGUUGGGGUCAAAUGCUGGACAGUCCUGGGAGUGGCGAUCGGCCUUCCUUUCCUCGCCAUCGCAUACUGGGUCAUGCCCUGCAGUAAGUUGGGUCAGAUUCUCCGCAGUCCCUUCAUGAAGUUUGUGGCCCAUGCUGUGUCAUUCACCAUCUUCCUUGGACUACUGGUAAUCAAUGCAUCGGACCGCUUCGAAGGGGUCAAGAACCUUCCCAAUGAGACAAUAACAGACCACCCUCAUCAGGUGUUCAGGGUCAAAACCAGUCAAUUCUCCUGGACUGAGAUGCUCAUCAUGAAUUGGGUGCUUGGGAUGAUCUGGUCGGAGUGUAAGGAGAUCUGGGCUGAUGGGCCUAGGGAGUACAUCAUGCACCUGUGGAACGUGCUAGACUUUGGCAUGCUGUCCAUCUUCGUGGCAUCCUUCACAGCCAGGCUCAUGGCCUUCCUGAGGGCCUCUGAGGCCCAGCUGUAUGUGGACAUGUAUGUGCCCAACAUGCCCAACAUAGACCUGAGCAACGCCUCACUGCCACCAAAUGUAGCAUACUACACCCAUGCCAGGAACAGGUGGUUACCCUCCGACCCUCAGCUGAUCUCCGAGGGUUUGUACUCCAUUGCGGUGGUGCUCAGUUUCUCCCGCAUUGCCUACAUCUUGCCUGCCAAUGAGAGCUUCGGCCCACUUCAAAUCUCCCUCGGCCGGACGGUCAAGGACAUCUUCAAGUUCAUGGUCAUCUUCAUAAUGGUCUUCUUGGCUUUCAUGAUUGGCAUGUUCAAUCUAUAUUCCUAUUACCUUGGUGCCAAGUACAACCCCGCCUUCACCACGGUGGAGGAGAGCUUUAAGACUCUAUUUUGGUCCAUCUUCGGCUUGUCCGAGGUUAUCUCUGUGGUCUUGAAGUAUGACCAUAAGUUCAUAGAGAACAUUGGUUAUGUUCUCUUUGGCGUCUACAAUGUAACCAUGGUAAUCGUACUGCUCAACAUGCUGAUUGCAAUGAUCAAUCACUCCUAUCAGGAGAUUGAGGAGGAUGCUGAUGUGGAGUGGAAGUUUGCCCGUGCCAAACUCUGGCUGUCCUACUUUGACGAGGGGCGUACUCUGCCCCCACCAUUUAACCUGGUUCCCAGCCCCAAGUCCUUCUACUACCUAGCCCUGCGCACAAGGGCUUGUCUGGUGAGGCUGUGCAAGGCCAAAGCUCGUCACCAUGACAACCAGCAUGAGACAGCCAUGAUCAAUUUGCGAUUUAAGCUUAAUCAGUACAGACCUCAAACCAGGACACCAGGGCAGGAUGACUUCACCAUUAGAAAACCCAUCAAACAUCCUACUCGAUACCAGAAACUGAUGAAGAGGCUCAUUAAGAGAUAUGUGCUAAAGGCUCAGGUUGACAGUGAAAAUGAUGAAAUCAACGAAGGUGAGCUGAAGGAGAUCAAGCAGGACAUCUCCAGCCUUCGCUAUGAGCUCCUGGAGGAGAAGUCUCAGGCCACAGAGGAACUAGCUGACUUGAUCCAACAGCUUGGUGACAAGCUUAGCAAGAAUGCCAAGAAACCCUGAUGGGAAUUGAGGGGUGUUCUCUGUAUAAAACCUUCAAACUUAGAUUCAUAGUGUGUUGUUAAAUUCUGGGAUUGCACUCCACUUUGAGGUGUAGUGUAGGCUAGCUGUAGUUGUGUUCCUCUAUAUUAAAAUAUAUAUAAAUUCACAUUAAAUCAUUCUGCCUGUAAAGUAGUAGGAUAACCUAGGUGAAAUGCUGAUGAAUGUGUGUAGACAAGAGUAUUUUACAUUUGUAAAAAAAAAUGUUUGUAUUGAAAUAUUUAGACAUUUUUAAAUAAAAUAAUAAUUAUUAUUA